Messenger RNA from Capsella rubella, 1673 nucleotides. Its product is annotated as cytochrome P450 94B3. The coding region runs from base 18 to 1538 and encodes 506 amino acids. Lineage: Eukaryota; Viridiplantae; Streptophyta; Magnoliopsida; Brassicales; Brassicaceae. The record is from RefSeq and is a predicted model, not a curated record. The transcript has a single exon. Gene Ontology annotation, molecular function: heme binding; oxidoreductase activity, acting on paired donors, with incorporation or reduction of molecular oxygen; iron ion binding.
CAAGAACACCAAAAAAAAUGGCAUUUCUUCUGAGUUUUGUGACACUAGCGUUUCUUAUUACAGUCAUCAUCUUCUUUUUAUCUUCUAGUAAAACAGCUCAAGAAACCACCAUUUAUGGACCAAAAUCGUAUCCACUCAUUGGCUCCUUACUCUCUUUCAACAAAAACCGUCACCGUCUUCUCCAAUGGUACACUGAACUCCUCCGCCUCUCUCCGUCUCAAACCAUCUUAGUUCCUCUCCUCGGUAACCGUCGCACCAUCGUCACGACAAAUCCAGAGAAUGUUGAAUACAUUCUCAAAACAAACUUCUUUAACUUCCCUAAAGGUAAACCAUUUACCGAUCUUCUUGGUGAUCUCCUCGGUGGAGGCAUAUUCAACGUGGACGGUCACACGUGGAGCUCUCAGCGUAAACUCGCUAGCCACGAGUUCUCGACUCGCUCGCUUAGGAGUUUUGCUUUCGAAGUUCUUAAAGACGAAGUAGAGAACCGUCUCGUCCCGGUGCUAUCCGCGGCUGCUGAUGUUGGGACGACCUUGGACUUGCAAGAUGUUUUGAAACGUUUUGCUUUCGAUGUUGUUUGUAAAGUCUCGCUGGGUUGGGAUCCGGAUUGUUUGGAUCUUACCAGACCCGUGAAUCCUCUCGUGGAGGCUUUUGACACCGCCGCUGAGAUUAGUGCUCGCCGUGCUACAGAGCCAGUUUAUGCUGUAUGGAAAGUGAAGCGUGUGUUAAACGUGGGAAGCGAGAGGAGGCUUAGAGAAGCGAUCAGUACGGUACACAUGUUGGUCUCCGAGAUUGUUAGAGCUAAGAAGAAGAGUCUUGAGAUCGGAACCGGAGAAGAAGCGAAGCAAGAUCUUCUGUCGAGGUUUCUAGCAGCCGGCCAUGACGGCAAAGCAGUGAGGGACAUGGUUAUUAGUUUUAUCAUGGCGGGAAGAGAUACGACGUCAGCAGCGAUGACGUGGCUGUUUUGGUCGUUGACUGAGAACGAUAACGUGGAGAGGAAGAUUUUAGAAGAAGUGGACCCGUUGGUGAGUUUAGGGUUAGGGUUUGAGGAUUUGAAAGAGAUGAAUUACACGAAGGCUUGUCUAUGUGAAGCCAUGAGGCUUUAUCCUCCAGUGUCGUGGGACUCUAAGCAUGCUGCGAACGACGACGUUUUGCCUGAUGGGACACGUCUCAAGAAAGGAGACAAAGUGACUUAUUUCCCAUACGGUAUGGGAAGGAUGGAGACGCUAUGGGGGAAAGAUGCGGAAGAGUUUAAACCGAACCGAUGGUUCGAUUAUGAACCGGGAAGUACAAGACCGGUUUUGAAACCCGUUAGUCCUUACAAAUUUCCGGUUUUUCAAGCCGGUCCGAGGGUUUGUGUAGGGAAGGAGUUGGCGUUUAUGCAGAUGAAGUACGUGGUUGGUUCUGUUCUGAGUCGGUUUGAGAUUGUGCCGGUUGGCAAAGACCGGCCGGUUUUUGUUCCUCUUUUAACAGCUCAUAUGGCUGGUGGACUCAAGGUGAAGAUCAAGAGAAGAAGUCACAUCAUUAAUAACAACGUUUGAUAGAAUUAUAUUAAAACAGUAUGUAUAACGAGUAAUUUAUAGAAUAUACUCCUGCAAAACCAAAAGGUGUAGAUUUGUAAAACACAACAAAACCGGAUAUAACGGGGUAAUGUUUUGGUUCAAUUCCUUGCAGCA